AUGGUCUCUAGGCCAACCUUCAGUUCCCCACUCUGCCCACCAGAAUUCACCCUGGGUGGGACGGGCAGGAGUCUGGAAGGAGUCAAGGACGGACUCAAAGGCAAGACAUGUCCUCCUGUGAGGAAGAAGGAGGGAGGGGCGCCGCCUGCCCAGCGCCCCCCUCAGGGGCCCGCGGCGCCGGGAGCAGCCCGGCCCGGAGCGCGCGGGGCGCCAAGAGCCCGGGCCGCGCCGGACGCCGUGGCCGCGCGCGUGGAGCGGCGGCCGGGCGGCCUCCCCGCCUUCACCCGCGACGAUUCCGAGGCCGACCGGCGCCGAGGGGCGAGCGGCGGCUGCCGGCUGUCCCAGGCGCCGCAGCAGCGCUGGCGAACCGAGUGCGCCGUCGAGAGUUCCUCGUCCUCCCGCCCGAGCCCCCAGGCCCCCGCCUGCCUGCCCGCCCGACCCCGCUCCUUUCGCCGAGCUCUUUCAGUUCCUUUAGGGGAGGGGAAACUGAGGCACAGCCUGCCUCUUUCCGUCGUCUCUGAAAUACGCUCGGCUCUGUCUGUGGACCCAGACCUGUUUGUUGAAAUCCACGGAGGUCAAAACUCUGAUGUGAAUUGCCUCAUUGAAGAAGCAGCCCAAAUGGAGAAGAUCAAGUUUCAGCACAAUGUUUGCAGGCAGCCCCUGGGUGUUGUGAUGGAGUUCAUGGCCAACGGCUCCCUGGAGAAGAUGCUUCCCACUCACAGCCUCGGCUGGCAGCUCAAGGUCUGCACCAUCCAUGAGACCAGCCUGACCAUGAACUUCCUCCACAGCAUUAAGCCACCGCUGCUCCAUCUGGACCUCAAGCCAGGCAACAUCCUCCUGGACAGCUGCCUGCAUGUCAAGGUUUCAGACUUUGGCCUGUCCAAGAGGAUGGAGCAGUCGACCUGGAUGCAGUGCAUCAAGAGGUCAGCUCUGCAGGGCACCCUCAGCUACAGCCCCCCUGAGAUGUUUCUGGAGAGUAACAAGGGCCUAGGGCCCAAAUACGACAUGUACAGCUUCGGGAUUGUAAUCUGGGAGAUCCUCGCUCAGAAGAAGCCAUAUCCAGGCUUCAACGUCAUGACCAUCAUCACCCAAGUGGCCACAGGCAGGCGGCCCUCCCUGCAGCCUGUCUCAGAUAAGUCCCAGCAGAUGGUGGACCUGAUGAGGCCCUGCUGGGACCAGGAGCCCAAGAAGAGGCCCUGCUUUCCAGAUAUCAUAGCGGAGACAGACAUGCUGCUUUCGCUGCUCCAGAGUCCGGUGGCCCACCGUGAGAGGGAGGCGUUGGCCGGGAAAAUGUCCUGCGCAGCGGCCAACUCAGGAGACUAUUUGAAGUGGGUCCUGCGUCUCUCAGACAGUGAAAGCCUGGUCCCUAGCGAUGAGCAGGUGUGCAGCUAUGAGAACAAGGUCACCCUCCACUUCCUGGUGGCCUGGGGCCUCCUGGAGGGGGUGAGGCUGCUGCUGGCCCACGAGGUGGAUGUGGACCGCCAGACAGCCUGCGGCUACACGCCCCUCCUUAUCGCUGCCCAGGACCAGCAGGACGACUUCUGCACCCCACUCCUGGAGCACAGCGCUGACGCCCACCUGGCAGAUGAGGACAGCUGGGCCCCCUUGCACUUUGCAGCCCAGAAUGGGGAUGACCACUCUGCCCAUCCGCUCCUGGACCAAGAGAACUGUGAUGCCCAGGAGCAUGAGGGGUACCCACUCCACCUGGCUGCACAGAACAACCCUGAGAAUGUGGCCUGGCUUCUGGUCUCCCAUCAAGCUGACCCCAACCUGCGAGAGGCUGAGGGCAAGACCCCUCUCCACGUGGCCGCCUACUUUGGCCACAUCAGCCUGGUCAAGCUGCCGACAGCCCAGGGGGCAGAGUUGGAUGCUCAGCAGAGAAACCUAAGGCCACUGCACCUCACAGUGGAGAGAGGCAAAGUGAGGGCCACCCAACAUCUGUUAGAAAGUGGGGCGGCCCCUGAUGCCCUCGACCAGAACAGCCCACUGCCCGCCGCGGGUGCCAGGGGCAAGUACCUUAUCUGCAAGAUGUUGCUCGGGUAUGGGGCCAUCCUGGAGCUGCCGACCCAGCAGGGCUGGACACCCCCACAUCUAGCAGCCUACAAGGGCCACCUGGAGAUCAUCCACCUGCUGGCUGAGAGCCAGGCAGACGUGGGGGCUCCUAGAGGCAUGAACUGGAUCCCCCUGCACCUGGCUGCCCACCACAAGGCGGAGGUGGUGGUGUCCACCCUGCUGAAAUGUGGGGCUGACUGCAAUGCAGCCGAGCAGUCAGGCUGGACACCCCUUCACCUAGCAGUCCAGAGCUGGGCCUUCCUGAGCAUCAUCCACCUCCUGGAGCACCGUGCGGAUGUCCAUGCCUGCAAUAAGGUGGGCUGGCCCCCUGCCCAUCUGGCCGCCCUGAAGGGAAACAUGGCCAUCUUCAAAGUGCCGGUCAAGGCUGGCACCCAGCUCGACAUCCAGGAAGGGGUUGGUUGCACACCCCUGCAGCUGGCCCUCCAGAGCCAGAAGCAGGACAUUGUUGCCUUCCCAGAGGGCAGGAAGCCCUCAUUGGCCAUUCUGGGCAGAGCUGAGCCAGGAGCGCAGAUGGAAGUUUAG
Molecule: messenger RNA, 2595 nt
Organism: Capra hircus (goat)
Lineage: Eukaryota; Metazoa; Chordata; Mammalia; Artiodactyla; Bovidae
Gene: ANKK1
Product: ankyrin repeat and kinase domain containing 1
Biological process (GO): protein phosphorylation
Cellular component (GO): cytoplasm
Molecular function (GO): protein binding; ATP binding; protein kinase activity
Source: RefSeq, a predicted model, not a curated record